AUGGCAGUCUCUUUCACUCGUUUUUCAUGGUGUUGGUGGGGUGGGAAAGAGAAUGAGCCUGCUAAUAAUGGGUCUUCUCUAAAUUCUUCUUUUGAGUGCGGUUUUGGUGGUCUGAGGGAACCUGGAACUGUCCAAUUCCCUCCAGUUAAGGGCACGAAAAUGUCCUCGUCUCCGAGAAAGGUUAAGAGGAAGUGGCAGAGUAGAGAAGAGAGGAGGAUUGAUAGGGAGUAUGAUGUUGUUAUUGUGCCAUCGGAUGGUGGAGGCUGUUUGUCAGGGUCUGAAUCCGAUGACUCGGACUGGUCCAUAGGGUGGUUGGAGCCUCAUGGCCCUGAUUUCCAGAGUGAUGAUGAAUCGGAUAAUAGUUUUGCAGUGCUGGUCCCUUGCUACAGCCCUGGUUGCAAGGAGGUGGUGGAGGGUUCUAAUAAUGAGCUUUUGAGUGCCAUCAAGAACCUCCCAGAUGAGUUCUCUUCUGAUUGCAAGAACUAUAUGGAACAGUGGCUUUCUUCUCUUCAGAACUUUGACGCCUAA
Messenger RNA from Prunus armeniaca (apricot), 528 nucleotides. The record is from the annotation of a GenBank genome assembly. NCBI's taxonomy places the organism in Eukaryota, Viridiplantae, Streptophyta, Magnoliopsida, Rosales, Rosaceae.